AUGCCGUCGGCGGAGGAGACCGGAGGUGCUGUUCUUGAGGUCUUUUUCUUCCUCACUCACAUGGAGUUAACUCCUACUUCAAACAAUGCCAUCGUCAACAUGGAGAUGCACCUGGAACCAGUCUACCUCGGCGAGCCAACAAACAACACAGAACAACCAAUCAAACGCCGAAAGAAGAAAUCCAUGGUGUGGGAACACUUCACAAUCGAAACCGUCGGAUUAGGAUGCAGAAGAGCUUGCUGUAAACAAUGUAAACAAUCAUUCGCUUACAGCACAGGUUCCAAAGUCGCCGGCACCAGUCACCUCAAACGUCACAUCGCUAAAGGAAGUUGCCCAGUUGUUCUUCGUAAUCAGCUACAACAAGACUCAUCUUCUCCAUUCACUCCAAUUCAAAAGGUAACCCCCGAUUCCGCCAUUCCAACCACGAAUACACCUAAACGCCGUUACAGAACCACCACCAAUUUCCCUUUCGUUGGAUACGACGCUAACACCUGUCGCCAGGAGAUCGCCCGGAUGAUUAUUUUACACGAUUACCCUCUUCACAUCGUUGAACACCCUGGAUUCAUGGCUUUCAUUCGUAACCUUCAACCUCGUUUUGAAAUGGUGAAUUUUAACACUGUUCAAGGUGACUGUAUCGCAACAUAUCUUAGAGAGAAGCAACGGAUUCAUAAUCUGAUUGAAGGGAUGCCUGGUCGGAUUUGUCUCACACUUGAUCUCUGGAAUUCUUGCCAAACAACAGGUUAUGUUUUUGUAACGGGUCAAUUCGUUGAUAGUGAUUGGAAAAUCCACAGAAAGCUACUAAACGUUGUAAUGGAACCAUACCCGGAAUCUGAUUCCGCUUUCAGCCAUGCUGUGUCUUCUUGUCUAUCGGAUUGGAAUAUGGAAGGACGAUUGUUUUCACUGACAAUAAACCAGAGUUUGAGUGAAGUCGGAAUCGAGAGUCUCAAAAGUUUGCUUUCAGAGAAUGUCAACAUCCUCGGUGGUCAAUUGUUGCUUAAUCACUGUCUUGCUCGUUCUUUAACCGGAAUUGCAAUGGAAGCGCUCAAUUCCGGUCAUGAAGCUGUGAAAAAGGUGAGAAACUGUGUGAAGUAUGUGAAAACCAACGAGACUCUCGAAGAGAAAUUUCUCGAACUCAAACAACAACUACAAGUCUCGAGCACGAAAACUUUACAACUCGAUGAUCAAAAUCGAUGGAAUACAACUUACGAGAUGUUACAAACGGCAUCGGAAUUGAAAGAGGUGUUCUUCUUUUUAGACACCUCCGAUGCCGAUUACAGCAAAGCCCCAGCCCCGAAUGAAUGGAAUCACGUCGAGAAUCUUUGCACGUAUUUAAAACUUCUUUUCGAUACCGCAAAUCUGCUGACAUCAUCAACAAUUCCGACGACAAAUACGUUCUUCCACGAAGCAUGGAAGAUCCAGCUGGAAUUGGCACGUGGGGCGACCAGCGAAGACGUGUCCAUCAGCGGAAUCGCGAUUCCGAUGCGGGAGAGUUUCGAUAAGUAUUGGAAAAGUUGUUGUUUGAUUCUAGCGAUUGCGGUGGUGAUGGACCCGCGGUUUAAAAUGAAGCUUGUUGAGUUUAGUUUCACGAAGAUUUAUGGGGAGGAAGCGGUGACUUAUAUAAAUUUAGUGGAUGAAGGGAUACACCAGUUGUUUCUCGAGUAUGUUGCGCUUCCGGUGGCGGCAGGUGGUGGUGGUGUGGCGGCGGGGGGUGAUGGUGGUUUGGAUGUUGAGGGAGUUGGUAUGACGGAUUUUGAUAUGUAUAUAAUGGAGACGGCCAGUCAACAAUCGAAGUCGGAAUUGGAUCAGUAUUUGGAGGAAUCGCUGUUGCCGAGGGUGCAUGAGUUUGAUGUUGUCGGGUGGUGGAAAUUGAAUAAGGUGAAGUAUCCGACGCUUUCGAAGAUGGCGAGGGAUAUUUUGACGAUUCCGGUGUCGACGGUGAUUCCGGAGUCGGUUUUUGAAGUGGGGAGAAAUGAGAUGGAUCAGUAUCGGUGUUCAUUGAGGGCGGAAACGGUAGAGGCGAUUGUUUGUGCUAAGGAUUGGCUUCGGAAUGGGGGUGAGGGUGAUUCCGGGGAAUUGAUGAAGCCUUUGGUGAAGAUGGAAUUCCCGAUUUGAUUUGUGUGUGGUUUUGCAUUUUAGUUGUAGGUUUGGUUGUACACUUUGAAGUUAUUUGUUAGGGUAAUGGGAUGGAUGCGUAUUUUGGAGUUUAAUUUUCCUUGAGCCUACUAUUUUGUUUAUUUUUGGGGUGUUUUUUUUUUAACUUUUUGCCAUCAAAAGUCCUUUUUGCAAAAGGAUUUUUUGUAACUUUUCACAAAAGAUGGUUUUAAAAAUGUGUUUGGAU
This is a messenger RNA of Lactuca saligna, 2338 nucleotides long. Lineage: Eukaryota; Viridiplantae; Streptophyta; Magnoliopsida; Asterales; Asteraceae. The record is from the annotation of a GenBank genome assembly.